Molecule: messenger RNA, 753 nt
Organism: Ziziphus jujuba (common jujube)
Lineage: Eukaryota; Viridiplantae; Streptophyta; Magnoliopsida; Rosales; Rhamnaceae
Exons: 1
Coding region: 1-753 (250 amino acids)
Source: RefSeq, a predicted model, not a curated record
AUGGACAUGAAUAAUAGUCCUCCUUAUCCAUCCCAACUCCGCGAGGAAAGUGAAAGGCACAAUUUCUUUCUAAAGAUAACCUGUGCUUUCUUCAUUGAUUAUUAUAGCCAUGGAAAGUUUCUGGAUGAGGAAAUGCAACACUUCAAGAGAAUCAAACAUUUCACCAAUUUGGUCAGACAAUUCUUGUGUCCAAACAGAAGGUAUCCCAUUUAUGCUGGCAAUAUAAGCUAUCUCUACACUGUAAAGCAACUAGAUAGUUCAGGGGUGAACUUCAUGCCAUGUGAGGAUCAACGCUUAGCUGAGAUAAAGAAAGAACAGAGUACACAUAAGUGUAUGCCUUGGAAAUCUUUGAAACUAAAGGUCCCUGAAUUCAAGGUAGAAGACGAUACUGAAUGCAUCAUGAGAAACAUUAUGGCGCUGAAGCAAUGUGUUUAUCCAAUUGAGACUUAUACCUAUAAUUAUGUUUCCUUUUUGGAUCAACUAAUCAACACAGCUGAAGAUGUGGAAUUGCUGGUUGAGAAUAAAGUGGUUCAUAACUUGCUUGGUAACAAUGAUGCAGUAGCAAAUUUGAUUAACAAGCUUUGCGACCAGAUUGUGGAAACAAGUUUCUGCUGUGGUGGUAUAUGCCAAGAGCUUAAUGAGCAUCAUGACAAUUUUUGGAACGUUACCAAGGCAACUCUUAAGAGCGUUUACUUCAAGGAUCUUUGGACAAGUAGUUCUACUAUUGUUGCACUUUUUGUACUUUUGUUCUAA